GGCGGCCAGGAACGGCGGCGACGCGGCAGCCGGUGCUGUGCCGGAGGCCCAGCAGGUCGCCGUGGUGGACAGGGGCGGCUGGUACAAGUGGUGCUCGUGGACCGGCUUGGCCGCUGUGCCGCCGCCGCAGACGUGCGACUGCUGUGGGCGCGAGGCGGCGAGCGGCCGCCGCGACGCCGUGGCCGACGAGUGGUUCUGCGACCGCUGCUGGGAAAAAUGGGCCGCCGUCAACGAGGGACUCCGCGGGGAGCUCCCAGCGCGCUGGUUUGUUCAAGGGGGCCAGAGGUGGGCCUGGGCCGCCCCGGGGGCGAACACCAGCGGCUUCAUCGAGUUCUCCAGGGGUGGCCGCCUGGACACCACGUGGGGCGCUGGCACGUGGAGGGUGGACGGCGAGGAGAUGGAGGUGUACGUGCGCCCCGUUGUGCACGAGUGGAUCUACAGCACGAUCGACAACGUUUUGGUUGCGUUCGGCUACCCUCAGCAGCUGUGGAGGUUGCGGCGGACCAGACGCGGCUUCAGGUGCGCCCCCCCCCGGGCCAGCGACGAGGACUGCACCCGCGGGUGGCCGCUCUACGGGGUCGCCGCCCGGGAGCUGCCGCCGGGGCCUCUCGUGGAGACGGGGCCAGGGCGGGCCGCGGCUGUGGGAAUUCUUCCGACUCCCAGCCGCGGCGCUGCUGCGGCGCCUGGCCGCGCAGGGCCGGUCCGCGCGGCAGGCCGGGCCGCGGGCUGGCCGCGGGGCAGCCGACUCUGUCCUCCUCCCUCCCCUCACCUUCUCGCUCCCUGUCCUCCUCCUGCCAGGGGAAUGAGGAGGCGCAGGA
Prorocentrum cordatum is the source of this 818-nucleotide messenger RNA. NCBI's taxonomy places the organism in Eukaryota, Dinophyceae, Prorocentrales, Prorocentraceae. The record is from the annotation of a GenBank genome assembly.